Molecule: messenger RNA, 501 nt
Organism: Thlaspi arvense
Lineage: Eukaryota; Viridiplantae; Streptophyta; Magnoliopsida; Brassicales; Brassicaceae
Source: the annotation of a GenBank genome assembly
AUGGAAGUGGUGGCGUUUCCGUACCAACACCGUACGGCUCCGCCGGAUCUACCACCACAUAAAACCGGAAAGUCAGUAGUGAAUCAAAUCGGUCUUGCUCUACGAUUCAGAAAUGUUAGGAUGAGAAAGCCGACGUACGAAGGAACGAUCUUAACGAAGAAAUCAAGAGCAAGAACACUAACUACGGCGGAAGCAGUUUCCGGUGGCGGAGUUUCUCUUCCGCCAUUGGAUUUGACGGAGGAUAAUAUCCGUCUGGUCCUAUCCGAAGCUCGCGUCGAGCUUGCACAACUCUUCGAUUUAUCGGUUGGGAUAACAGGACAAGUAGAGUUAGUGGAACUAGACGGACCGUUCGUCAAGAUAAGUCUAAGAGGCAAGUUUUGGCACACACGUGCGAUGGUUCUAGCUCGAAUUGGAAACUACUUGAAACAGAGGAUCCCUGAGAUUCUUGAAGUUGAGAUUGAAGAUGAGAAGCAACUCGAUGAUAGUCCUGCAAAUUUCUAA